Messenger RNA from Monopterus albus (swamp eel), 3169 nucleotides. RefSeq names its product sodium/potassium/calcium exchanger 3. Gene Ontology annotation, molecular function: calcium, potassium:sodium antiporter activity; calcium channel activity. Gene Ontology annotation, cellular component: plasma membrane. Lineage: Eukaryota; Metazoa; Chordata; Actinopteri; Synbranchiformes; Synbranchidae. The record is from RefSeq and is a predicted model, not a curated record. Bases 569 to 2395 code for a protein of 608 amino acids. The transcript is spliced from 18 exons. Gene Ontology annotation, biological process: calcium ion transmembrane transport; intracellular calcium ion homeostasis.
GAGGGGGGGGGGGGUUAUUUUUAAUGCGUGAACCUCUUGUGCCAUGUGUUUGAAUGGCUGAGGGCCACAAGCUUGACAAUAUGGAGGUGUCACACAUAUUUCUGUCCAUUUCUUUUGAAGAUGGAAGCCAGAGUUCGUCGCCGCCUGGUGGUGACACUGGCGUAAGCAGAGAGAGAGAGAGAGAGAGAGACAGAGAGAGAGAGAGGGAGAAGGCGCACGGGGAUCAGAGCAUGUCGCCUCCUGUUGCUGCACCACACCGUGGGAUCUGCUGUCGACCUUUCAGGCUCUACUCAUGAACGCAGGGAGCUUUUUCACGCGUUUACUCGCUAUGUGCGACCCGAAAGCCUGACGGAGCGAACCAGUACGGCGUGUUCUCCGAGUCUGCAGGGGGAAAACCGGGGCUUGUCUGCGGGGAUCUUUUUUGGCACAACUUGGUAGAGAAGUCGCUUGCUGCGGUUGCUGCUGCUGGAGGAGGUGGUUCGCUCGGAACUGCUCGCAGGGAAAGUGUGAAACAAGUGUCAGCAAGAGAGCAACAGAUGUUUUUAGUGGAUAUGCGGCCGGCCGAGGAAUGAAAGCAGCAGCGAGGCACCGGCGGCCCUUCCAGCGGUUCUGCUGCUGUGGAGUCGGGCUGGUCGCCGUCAUUUGGCUCACACAGGUCAUCCAGACGCCAGAGACAGAGUCUUCUGGGUUCCGGCCUGGCGUGAAUGGUGCAACGCUGCGUUGGACUCGCAGACUGAUGCAGGAGAAGUCGGACAACCAGAGCACGGAGCCCCGGGCAGCCAUCCAUGAAUUUCCAGAGGACAUCUUUACCAAGGAGCAGCGAAAGAAGGGAGCUGUGUGUCUUCAUGCACUCUGUGCCAUCUACAUGUUCUACGCUCUGGCCAUAGUCUGUGAUGACUACUUUGUCCCUUCCCUAGAGAAAAUAUCUGAGAACCUGCAGCUCAGUGAAGAUGUGGCCGGGGCGACAUUCAUGGCUGCAGGCAGCUCUGCUCCAGAGCUCUUCACCUCUCUCAUUGGUGUCUUCAUUACUAAAGGAGAUGUUGGAGUCGGCACGAUCGUGGGCUCUGCCGUCUUCAACAUCCUGGUCAUCAUAGGCCUGAGUGGAAUCUUUGCAGGCCAGAUAGUGGCUUUGACAUGGUGGCCCCUUUUUAGAGACUCCUCCUACUACAUCCUUGCUGUACUGACCCUCAUCUUGGUUAUCUAUGAUGCCAGAGUUGUCUGGUGGGAGUCCAUUCUUCUCAUGACUAUGUAUGGAAUUUACAUUAUAAUCAUGAAGUUUAACUCCCAAAUUUUGGCAUUUGUGACAAGUCAGUUCAGUAGCACUGGACCCUGCUGCCUCCGGUCAGAGGACCACAGAGAGGACAAGAUGGGAGAGGACACCUCCGCUUGCAACACCUCCAUGGUGCUUCUCAAUAAAGGCCAAGCUCAUUCUGAGGAGUCUCCUCCAGUUCUCAUGGUGGAUGAGCUCCUCAUCCUCAACCCCCACAAACUUUCCUUCUCUGAGGCUGGCCUGCGUAUUAUGAUCACCCCUCACUUCUCCCCCCGCACCAGGCUAACAAUGGCAGGACGCAUGGUCAUCAGUGAGAGACAGAGGCUGAUCCAGAGUUCAAAGAGCCAGCAGGAUGGGGAGGCCAGUCCCGGGUCAAGAGGGGGCUCAGCCAGCAACAGUCUGAAGAGGACGGGCUCCUGCAGUCUGGAGAACGGAGGAGGGACACCUGGGAUGCGAGAUGUAGAGCUGGGAGACCAGACUGGGGUUGAGGUGUGCCAGCCAGGGGAGAAGGAAGAGGAUGAUGAUGGGAUUUUCAGUCCCAUCCGCAUACCAGGAGGCUGCGGUGCGCGGGUAAAGUGGGUGAUCACAUGGCCUCUAGGUCUCCUGCUUUACUGUACUGUGCCUAACUGUAUCCUGCCACGCUGGCACCGCUGGUUCAUGGUCACCUUUGUGGCCUCCACCCUGUGGAUCGCCAUCUUCUCCUACCUCAUGGUGUGGAUGGUCACCAUCAUCAGCUUCACACUAGACAUCCCAGACUACAUCAUGGGCAUAACCUUCCUGGCAGCAGGGACCAGUGUGCCAGACUGCAUGGCAAGUCUGAUUGUAGCUCGACAAGGCAUGGGGGACAUGGCAGUUUCCAACUCCAUAGGCAGCAAUAUCUUUGACAUCCUGCUCGGGUUGGGUUUCCCCUGGGCUCUGCGUACCCUUGUGGUGGACUAUGGAUCAUCAGUCUCAAUAAAUAAUAAAGGACUGGUGUAUUCUGUCAUCUUGCUGCUGGCGUCUGUGUUUCUUACGGUGAUGAGUGUUCACCUGAACCACUGGAAGCUGGAUCGCCGGCUGGGUCUGGGGCUGUUGUUUCUCUAUGCCAUCUUCCUGCUCUGCUCCAUCCUCUUUGGGCACAUGUGAAGCCUUAAGGUCAAGGUCACCCCUGUCAGGCAAGAUGUGGCAGUGAUAGUGAAUGGAUGCAGCAGCUGAAUUAAUAGAAAGAGGAUGUUUAGUUCAUGACUGCCAUCUCAUGGAGUAAACCAGAAAAAAACAACAACACAGAUCUUCAGUUUUUUCUUUCUACCUGGCCUUUACUGCUAAAUAUCACAACCUCCUCACUGAGGUUUCUCUGUCUCUUUCUAAGUCAUGUAAAUCAGAAAUAUUAAAUGUGUAGAAACCUGGUGAAGCCUUUUGACACAAAUCUGACUUUCUUGUAUUCUGGGAAACAAAGCUUUAAGUAGAUUGGUUGAGUAUAAUUUUAAGUCUUAAGUUUCCAGAUUAAGCUUUAACAUGGCCAAACUGCAUUUAAUUAAAAAUGGGGACAGCCGCUGUCCUGUGGGGGACAACACCAGCAGUUCUAUAGUGCCUAGUAUUUUAUUUUUCUGAAGACAAACUUCAUACAAUGAAACAUUUCAUCACAAACCAAAUGGAAGUUCACCCUAAGAGAGUUUACCUACUGUGUAAACCUACGAGCUCAGUAUAACUGUUAUGAACAAUCCUCUCCCAGAGCUUGAAACCACAAAACCAUAGCCUCAUAUUUAACAGUGGCACCUGCAGCUGUAAUCCUGUACGCACUUUAAAAAUAAAAAUGUUCUCAAAUUUUAGCCACUGUGUUUGGCCGCCAUUGAUAGAGAAAUAUAGCUUCAAAUGUAUGGACCGAAGAGCUAUCUAAUAUGAUAUCGCACACCCCCGAAG